GCUACAUAUCGCUUGCAUUCGCGGAUUUUGUGAAAGUAUCUAUUUUAUCAUAGAACUUUAUAAUAUUUACAUCUCUAUUUAUUACCCAUACCUUUAUUCACUUAUUGCCAACACAGUGUUGUGAUUUGCUACUUGGAAAUGUAUUUAAUUACUGCUUUUCUCAAGUGAUAACUUACCUGUUAAAACGCGCCAGAUUUCGACUAAUUAUUUCCUCUUUACUGAGCUCUAAAUGGAUAAUAUAGGAGAAAAUGUCUUUGAGAAGGAUACUACCACUGGACUAACGGAGACUGAAAAUACAGGUCUGGAGGAUGUUGAGGCUAAGCCCGCUGACGUAUCUCAAACAUUGUUCCCCGAUAGUCCCGUUUACGAACCUGAUGAAGAAUUCAGACCAGAUAAUGUAGAGAUACCAAAGAGUGAUACUCAGGAGCAGGAUUCAAAAGAUGACGAGCCAACGUUACACGCGAAAAGAAAGUUGUCAGAGGAGACGGUUGAGAAUGUUGCCAAAAUGCUAAAGUUGGACGAAUUACCUGUCUCCUCACAAACCCUUGACGAAGAAGUUUCAAACAUCACCAGUUUGGUGAAACGUAAAUUAGACGAACUACCCUCUACAUCCAGACUACGAACCCCCACUCGAUCUAGCCCGCGAAAAAUAACUAAACGCAGCAACAGCGUUGAGGUCACCCCAAAAACACCCAAAACACCAAAAUCCCGAUCGGCCAGCGUCGAUAUUUCCAAAACUCGAAAGACACCUCGUAAAGUACCCAUAGAACUGUCCAAAAACGAGCCCAUUGCAGAGGAACCGGUCGAAAUUAAAUCUGAUAGCGCGAAAUCCAAUGGCGAUGUUGAAGAAAAGUUUGCAGAUAUUGCAGAGAAAAAUAUCGACGAUAGUGCGUUGAAUGAUUCGCAAAAUUUCCAUUUAGUCCUCUCCCCAUCUCCGGAAGAUGAAGAUGCACCUAAAACUAAUUACUCCAGCGAACCAACACUGGUACAAGACAGGGUAGAUACGAUUGAGGUCGAUAAAAUCGAAAAAUCCAAAAGCGAUGGCUACAAUUUCUCAGACACAUCAUUCCCAAACCUCAAGGACAAAGGUAGAACCACAGACCAAGAGAGCACAGAUAGUGUUGCGUCUGUUGGCCUAGAAAGCCCAGAACACAUGCCAAACGUCGCCGCCAAACUCAUUUCUAAAUUAUCGAAUGGAAAUUCGUCCACUCCAACCGAAAUAGAUUCGAAAAUUGAGAAUAUCACCCCUGAUACAGCCAAACUGAACCAAAACAAAGGGAAGAAGGGUAAAAAUGACUUGUUCCGAAACAGCAACGCUACUACUCCCUCUACUAUUUCUCCAUUGCAGAAUGGGCAUAGUUUACCCAUAAGUACUCCACAGUUACCGGUUUUUGACAUUCAUGUAAGCCAAGGAGAUGAUUGCGAGUUCUUAUCACUGUACGUUGUCAGAACUGACAACGACGUAGGAGCGGACAUAUGUAAAGAGUAUCAGAGGAUUUCGAAAAGGUUUACCAUCGAUCCCUACAUGGCUGAUGUCUCAGUAAAUAACUCUCCUUCGAGCGUCACAAGCGUUGGAAUGGUUAACCUUCCGAACAGAGUAUCCUUUGCAUCAACUGUUAGCUCCUCCUCCACAUCGAGUAAUAGAACCAGCGAUGGCAAUUUCGUUGUGCCCCAACCGCCUCGCAAAUCCGUAGCCAACCCAUCUACUUCCGUCAAGGGAUACGAUGCCCUAAUGAAGAAACUCCAAGACAUAUUUUCGCAUAUCCGAGACACGUCGGUCGACGAAAUCAACAGGAGCUUAGAAGAUAAAGUAUCUGUGGGUGUCCAAGCUUCAAUAACCGGUGAUUCAAUGAGCAACGGUAACGCCAGUCCAGAGGAAGUCAGCAAAUGCGACAAAGCCACACCAAAGAGCUCCCUAAAGAAGUCCCGAGUGAGAGGUCGCAGACCAAUGGCUGGUAAAACGAAACGCGCACUAUUACCCACUCAAGAGGAGGAACCAGAAUACAUUCAGGGCAUGAAUUCUCCAGAAAUGGUCCCCACAAACGGGGAUUCGGGAAACAAGUCGCCGAAAGAAGAAAAACCCAUCAUUGGCACUCCAAAGUCUGUUUCCAAACUGAAACAGAAGAAGAGGCCAAUUUCACCAAGACCGGCCACUCCGGUAGAGAAAGCUGCAGUCAAAAUGGAGUACCCUGGCUACCCCCCAGACACGGUGGUACUAGCCAAGUGGGUAGACAAGAGAUACUAUUCUGGAAAAGUUCUAGAAAUCACCGAGCCAAACAAGUACCUGAUAAAAUUCGAUGACGGUCACAGUAAGGCGCUACUGGACGAGUUUAUCAUAUUUGGUGACCUCAAGAAGUUGCCGCUUCAGGGACAAUCCGUGUAUGCUAUGGUGGAUGAAGAGCAAAAUUAUGAACCGGGCCUGGUUUUGGAAAUCGACGAGAAUGAUAGCGGAACUGUCACCUACAAGUGCACGACUGAUGGCGACACAAUAGUGAUGGUGACAGCGAGCGAACUAUACUUAACAGAGGACCAGGCUCGCUCGCUGCGCGAGUGGGCGCGCGCCAAGUCGCCCGCGACACCGACCACGCCGCGCCGGCGACACCUGCGAGAGCUGGACCUGGACAAUAUCAUACAGGGCCCGCGUAGCGCUCGCAGUCGAGAUAAGGGUACCUCCAGUGCCAAGAAACGUGUCGCUUCACCCAAGAGCCCUAAAGCAUCUACUUCAGGUGUAAAAACCAAAAGCGUACCCGUCGGUCGGAAGCGUCUGGCGAGCGAGAGCAGCGAGAUGAGCGAGUCCAGCAACUCCGCGCCGCCGGCCCGCCUGGAGGAGGUGGGCGGAGUGGAGCCGGAGCUGCAGCGGACCCCGAGGAAGGUGGAUGGCGUCAGAGCUGGCCCAUUACAACUCAAAGGAGCUGCUAAACAAAAUGUGGGCAAGAAGAACUCGAAACUGGCCAAGUUCGAGAACGAUGAAGACACCGUGUCAAUGCUGGGACCCAUACCCAACCCCGAGAGCAAGAUAUUCACCGGCAUGCAUUUCCUGCUCACCUGCAACGACUCACCCAAACCCAAAGAUAACAAUGACGAUAAGUUCCAGGGUGACAACCGGCAGUACUCGUCUGAGGACGAUAGCGAGGUAUCCGCUCUGGGCACGGACACGGAGGACCUGGUGUUCUGCGCGCGGCCCUUCAACAAGGAACGACUGAGGGAGCAACUCGAGAGUGGCGGCGGAAUCGUGCACAGCCACUUCGACGACGUGCCUCGCAACAAAUACACAGCGUGCAAGCUUGUGGCGCCGCGGCCGUGUCUCACCGCGAAGUAUAUCCUGUGUCUCGCGGCCGACGUGCGCGCGGUGUCACACGCGUGGGUGAUAGCUGCGUGCGCCGCGCGCGCGUUACCGGAUGCGGACGCACACGCAUUACCAGCGGGCUGGUCGCUGCUGCAACGGAGAUUCUCGCCAUGGACGCAACCGUCGGGCAAACGGAACACGUCAAUAUUCAAAGACAAAGUCAUCCUGCUCUGUGGCGACCAGGACUUUGUGAAAUUCUGGGAUCGCGUCUGCACGCUGGCCGGGGCUUCAACCAGAGUUGUCAACGAGGAAGACCUCAACAUGUCCAGUGCAUAUGUGCUGGUCACCGACUGGGAGUGUCCUCAUGAAGUUCAGAACAAGGCCAACGAAGACAGGAUACCGCUGGUUUCCACCACCUGGAUAAACCAGUGCCUCAUCGACGGCAAACUCAUCGCCCCCACCAGCCACGAGCGGUUCUCAUUUAUGUAUACUGAGCCCGAAUGAUCCUGGGACUUCAAAAAAGUGCUCAUUAUACGUGAAAAUUGACACAUAGUGAGUGUGCGCAGUGACGCUUAGUGUUAAGUGGAUGUUGAUCAAAAACUACAAGACUUCUAUUGUUGGCUAUUCGUGUUGAUAAAUCAGUGAAUGUGUAGGUAAUGGAUUACUUAAAAAUAAUUACUUAUUCACUGAAAAUCCUAAAAAUAUGUAAAAAAAUGUGUCAAUAUCUAUGUCUGUUAUCACUGAUUUCGAUGAAAUUUGGCAUGGAGAUACAUUAAGUGGGAAAUUUAAUAAAAAAGUGUGAGUAUACAGUUCCCACGGAUAAUUUAAUUACGGCGGAAGUUGCGAGCAACAUCUAGUAGGCUAUAAGAGCCUGACCAGAUGAGGCGUUUUACGCGCGUACCCGAGAUACUAGAGCUACACAUAUCGCGUCCGCCUACGCGCGUUUUGUUACUCGCGUUUUGUAAAACGCUUGCAAUGAGCGGGACUCUUGAUUCGCCCGUAAAACGCGAGAGCGACGCGCGAGUCGAGAUACCUUGGGUGCCAUGGCAGCGUCCAGUACUACGCGCGAGUCAGUGGCGAAUGGAUGUAUUUGAUUGGAGCGUGAUAACUUCUAGUAUAUGUUUGUUGCGUAAAAACGCACGUAAAACGCGGUAUCUGGUUUCAAUAGAAUUUCGCGCGUAAAACGCCUCAUCUGUACAGCCACUAAGUGCAUGUUUAUUGUGCGUGACAAUCUUGCCUGCUGUGGCGGGAUAUUUAACUAAAUGGUUUUUUGUGAUGUCGAUGUACUGUUAAACCAAAUACUAUUAAAGUAUUUUAGAUUAAUAUGGGCUAAAGUUAUAAUAUUACUGGGUGUUUUCAAAAUCGUGGUUAUCUACUUUUUUCUAUAGUCUUUUUGUUGAAAAGACUGACUUAUACUCAUAAGUUGAAAAUCUACUUUCAUAAACAAUGUUGUGCUAUUCGUUUUGAAAAUGUUUUUUUUUUUUUCAUUUUCUGUUGUAGGAAGUGGGCGGCCCAAAGGUAUCUUAGGCUAGGUAAAGCGGUUUGGUCUGGCCAAAACCCGCUAGCUUUUAACUCUUGUACAUAUUAUAGCUCCAAGCUGCGAAAACUUGUAGCGUGAUUGAGAAUAUGGCGAUAAUUGCUCGGCCGCAAUGUUUUUAAAAUGUUGUUCUACAUGCCAAAAAAUUAAAUAUUUUUGGAAGCAAAAAAUAAGGCUGUGCCUCCACCAUAAACAAUAUUUUUAAAAUAUGUAUUGACAAUUUCUGAGAGAUUUUUGUUCUCACUUGGACUUUUUGCGGUAUGAAUCAAAUUUUUAGGUAUUAAAAUUACUUAUAAAAUCUUGUAAAUAAAUUUAAUAGGAUGUAAGUUAAGCACACGAAUUUGAAAUUGUGCAAUUUGUCUUGAUGUUUUCAAAGCAUGGUGUUUGUCUAAAAAUUAGUAAUAAAAUGUUAUAAUCAAUAUGAAAUCAAAGAAUAUUUGCUUGUGAAUGUGACUACAAUUUGGUGGUACUAAAUGAGUAUAUACUCCAUGUAUAUUUGGUAGUAUACUAACGGAAAUUUUAAUAAGAAUUUACGACUACUGUAACACUAUUAGGAAAGCUGCAAAUCAGCACGGUGUGGCACAGUUUAUUUUCUUAAAUGGUAACUUCAUAUUCCCAAAAUAAAACUGUACUGUGCUAAACACAUUUGUAACAUUUCUUAAUGAUGAUGUAAAAUCAUGGUGGUUUCUCAGAUAGGUUAAAGUAAAAAGUAUUUUAAUGUGUGAAUGUAAUUUAUAAUUGGAGAUAUUGUACAGUAAAUAAUUCUCGUCCCCGACGUUCUUUUGGGCGUAGGAUGGCUUAUUUGAGUACCUCUGUCACUAUUAUGGUAAGCGAUAACUUCCAAAUAAACUAUUCCUUAGGAGGUUGUAAAGGCCCCUAAAGCUGGCAUCACGUCGGAAUCGAGACGUACGAUUAGGCUACAUGCGGCGGUGCAAACGCGCGUUUUGGCCGCUACACUACGAGAUCACCAAACCCCCAAACCGCGCGUUCAGGCGGACGCAUCGUAAAUCUUACCUUAGCGCUAUGAGUAUUUACCUUAUUUAUGAUAUAAGGUUUAAUUACGGAUUUUGUCGCGAGGCACUUUUGUUAAACCCGACGU
This is a messenger RNA of Aricia agestis (brown argus), 5922 nucleotides long. RefSeq lists its product as uncharacterized. Gene Ontology annotation, molecular function: histone binding. The record is from RefSeq and is a predicted model, not a curated record. The transcript has 11 exons. Gene Ontology annotation, cellular component: nucleus. NCBI's taxonomy places the organism in Eukaryota, Metazoa, Arthropoda, Insecta, Lepidoptera, Lycaenidae. The coding region runs from base 230 to 3790 and encodes 1186 amino acids. Gene Ontology annotation, biological process: DNA damage checkpoint signaling; positive regulation of transcription by RNA polymerase II.